GCUGUACAGUUAUUGCAUUCUCUACAAUGAUCUAAUGUCGUUCAUCUCGUACUUUUUUCCCUCCUGGGCUUAUUUCCUUGGCUUUAGCACCAUGUCACACCAUCGUGGGUCCUCACCGCUUGCUAAAGUGUUAUUACUGCAUUGCAGUACUGAUAAUCUCCAAUCUGACGAAGAGCAAAUAACAAGCUACACGACAACCGUUGAGCUCCGCAUUUUGAAAACGGUUGUUAAUUAGCAUCCCUUCCAAAGCUCUUCUGUUACCCAACCCUUCAUCUGCAAGCUAUAUUUAAUAGGUCUUCAACCGAGAGUAUCCCAGCUAUCAAGCUCUUAAUUUAUCGAAGACCCUUGAGACUUUACUUCACUUCUACAUAUUUAUAUCAAAUCUUCGUCUUCCACCAGAAAUCCUCAUCACAUUUCAUCUCUUUUACCAUUCAUAAUAUACAUACCAACUUAAGCAUUCAUCAUGGCACCUAGUCGACUCACAGAGGAAGAUGAAGUAGCUGUCCCAGAGAUUAGCUACGACAUCAACCUGCCAUACAAUCAUGUAUCCGAUGAAUACGACCAGAGAUCUAAAUGCCGAACAGAAUUCCCAAGCUACCUUCCAUCGUGGGAGGAUGAUGUCUGGUUCGACGAAGUUAAGCACUUCGAGUAUCAUGACCCAGCCCUGCGAGCAAACAAGUCCAAGCCAAACCUUUUCAAGGGUGGCGUCAAAGCCAAGCACAUCACGCCCAAGAUGGGAACUAUUUUGAGUGGUGUAAAAAUGGAGGAGCUCUCUGACGCCGGCAAGGACGAGCUUGCACUUUUAAUAACCGAACGCAAAAUUGUUGUUCUUCGAGAACAAUCCGACUUCCUUCACGCUGGACCCCAAUUUCAACAAGAUUUCAUGUCCUAUUUCGGACCAUUAAGCAUCCAGCCUGUCUCUGGUUCCGUUAAGGGACACCCUCCUUUCCAUGUCAUUCAUCGCGAUCACAACGAAGAGGAAAUCGCAAAUUUCUUCCAGAAGAAAUUGACUUCCACACUCUGGCAUCACGAUGUCAGCUAUGAAAAACAGCCCCCUGGAUAUAUCAUGCUUGGCAUAUUAGCAUGCCCCGAUGUUGGUGGUGACACCGUAUUUGCCGACACUGUGGAAGCCUACAAACGCCUCUCGCCCACCUUCCGCGCAAUGAUACAGGACCUCAAGGCAAACCAUUCAUCUCAAAAGAUGAUUGGCUAUGCCCGCGCCGCCCGAGGAACUGUCCGAACCGACCCGAUCGACUCCCUGCACCCAAUCGUUCGAGUCCAUCCCGUCUCGGGCGAAAAAGCGCUCUACCUCAACUCAGAAUUCUUGACCGAUAUUGUCGGGCUCAAGGAUGGCGAGAAGGAAAUGCUUAUGAAAUUCUUGGUGGACCAUGUUUGUAUGGGCCACGAUUUCCAGGCCAGAGUGGGUUGGGAAAAACACUCAGUGGUCAUGUUUGAUGGGCGAAGCACUCUACACACCGCAACUGUCGACUACGACUCCCGUAUUCAGGCCCGCCACCUUUUCCGCUUGGCAGCCAUGACUGAAAAACCCAUGUCGGUCGCUGAAUGGGAAGCCCACAUCCACGAUGAUAAAUCCUCCGAAACAUCAGAAUCUUCGAAUUCCAGCGUGAGCUCGGAUUAAAGAAUACGAGGGAUUUGAGAUGAGAUUAAAAGUUUUCUGGGAUUUUGAUUAUUUUCACAUGUUUUUUUUUCCAUCUUCUUCUCCGUUAUACCACGAUUGAUUGAUUGCAAGCACAGCGGGGAUACCAAUACCAAUCGUUUCGAAUUUAUUUUCUUACUCAUUAUUUCUCUUCUUUUUUUUGCAUAUAGACAUUUAAGGUUUUUUUUUUUUUUUUUUUAGGAUUUUGGGGAGUUUCGUCAUUAUUUUUCUUUCCUUUUUUACGAUGUAUACCCGGGAUGAAAUAUUCUCUUCUCGGAUUUCUUGGGGUUUGGGGUUUCGUUUCUUGAUGAUACGUUGGGAUUUUUACGUACUGCUACUAGGGUUGCACGCACUGUGCAUGCGGGAAGAUCUGGAUUGGAGUUGUUCCAGUUAACUUUUUAGCCUAUAUAUCCACUACUGAUUUGUUCGUUCAUGAAAGAUUUUACUUACUGUACAUCCAUCUCAUCUAUAUCAGUGUUGAUGCAUUAGCCAAUCUCAAAUUUAAAUUCA
Messenger RNA from Botrytis cinerea B05.10, 2167 nucleotides. RefSeq lists its product as hypothetical. Gene Ontology annotation, cellular component: cytoplasm. Bases 464 to 1639 code for a protein of 391 amino acids. The record is from RefSeq and is a predicted model, not a curated record. The transcript has 5 exons. Gene Ontology annotation, molecular function: 2-oxoglutarate-dependent dioxygenase activity. NCBI's taxonomy places the organism in Eukaryota, Fungi, Ascomycota, Leotiomycetes, Helotiales, Sclerotiniaceae.